AGUACUAUAGUAGCAUAUCCCCCACUACCCUCAUGAUAAUAUUGUCAAGUUGUUUCUCGCAAGAGCUGCUCAUCUCCACUCUCGUGCUACUUGUCCCUAUGUACUUGUACUUCAAGUAUAGUAGUAGAUCGAAGAACCCAUCAAUGCUUCCCACAAACUGGCCAAUAAUGCAUAUGUUACCUUCCUUCCUAGCCAACGCCCGAAACUUGCAUGACUAUCUCACCAAGGUCCUUGCCGAAUCAGGCCACAACUUCAGGGCACACGGCCCGGUUGGGACCGGGAUGCGGUUACUAAUCACCUGCGAUCCUGCAAAUGUCCGACACAUCUUCACGACAAACUACACCAACUUCCCCAAGGGAACAGAGUUUGCCGCCAUUUUUGACAUCAUGGUUGGCAGUCUCUUCACCAUCGAUGGUGCACCGUCUCUCCGUCCACGUGCAAAAAUCCAGAGCGUGCUUAGCAGCCCACUGUUGGUUUCCAGUAUAGCGACUUGCUGUCAUGACAAGGUGGAGAAUGGCCUUCUCCCAUUGUUUGCCCACCUAGCAAGCACCGACACUCCAUUUGACAUGCAAGAAGUGAUUUCAAGGUUUAUGUUUGACCUGGCUGCCACACCUCUCUUUAGCGUCGACCCUCGCCUCCUGUCCUUCUCCUCGGACAUGUUGAUGCCACCCACGGAUGCCGCGGUCGCCAUGGACACGGUAAUGAGGUGCCUAAACAUCGGCCCCGAGAGAAAGCUUCGUGCAGCGCACAAGGUGCUAAGAAGAUUUGCUGCGGAGAUGAUCAAGGAGAGGAAUAAGAUCACUCUCAAUGGAGGAAGACGUGCAUUGAGUAAUGAUGAGGAACACGAGGAUAUUCUAUCUUCCUACAUCAAUGACCCAGACUACAUCAACACUGACUUGCUGCAUGCGGUGCUCCUCAGCUUCAUGCUUGCUGGUCGGGACACGGUUGGUACCACUCUACCAUGGGUCUUCUACAACCUCAUCCUAAACCCUGACAUUGUGUCAAUUAUUCGUAGUCAACUCUCACCCAUUGCAUCACGCAAAGCACCCAUGGGCCCGGGUGCUAUGAUGAUCUUUGAGCCGGAGGAUACAAAACCUCUGGUCUAUCUCAGAGCUGCCUUGUACGAGACUCUUAGGUUGUAUCCAUCGGCACCUAUCGAGCGCAAGACAGUGGCUGCUGAUGAUAUCAUGCCGAGUGGCCACGAGGUGCAGGCCGGGGACACCAUCCUUAUUUCUCUCUACUCCAUGGGGAGAAUGGAAGACCUGUGGGGUAGCGAUUGCCUUGAGUAUAACCCAAAUAGGUGGUUGUCGGAGGAUGGCAACACCCUGAGGUACGUCCCAUCUCACAAGUUCUUGGCCUUCAACUCGGGCUCGAGGAUCUGCCCAGGCAAGGAAAUUGCGGUUAUGCAUAUGAAGACUAUAGUCGCAACCGUGUUGUGGAACUUUGAUGUGGAGGUGGUGGCAGGGCAGAUCAUCCAGCCUAAGCCGUCUUGUAUUCUACAGAUGAAAAAUGGAUUUAUAGUAAAAUUGAAGAAGCGAGAAUUGUAACUUUAUGCUCUCCUUAUAUUUAAAUUACUUUAGGGUCAUUCGUGGUUCUUUCAAG
Molecule: messenger RNA, 1602 nt
Organism: Hordeum vulgare subsp. vulgare (domesticated barley)
Lineage: Eukaryota; Viridiplantae; Streptophyta; Magnoliopsida; Poales; Poaceae
Product: noroxomaritidine synthase 2-like
Exons: 2
Coding region: 33-1547 (504 amino acids)
Molecular function (GO): heme binding; oxidoreductase activity, acting on paired donors, with incorporation or reduction of molecular oxygen; monooxygenase activity
Source: RefSeq, a predicted model, not a curated record